GCGGCGAGCGCGCGCCCGGCUGGGUCCCCGCGGCUGCCCCCGCAGCCGCCGCCGCCGCCGCCAUGGACAGCGACGAGGAGACGCUGGAGGAGACCGUGGAAGGGCACCUAGAUGAUGAUGGGCUGCCACAUGGAUUCUGUACAGUCACCUAUUCAUCAACAGACAGAUUUGAGGGAAACUUUGUGCAUGGAGAAAAGAAUGGCCGCGGCAAGUUCUUCUUUUUUGAUGGAAGCACCCUGGAAGGCUACUAUGUUGACGAUGCCCUGCAAGGCCAGGGGAUCUACACGUACGAGGAUGGAGUCGUCCUUCAUGGCACGUAUGUGGAUGGAGAGCUGAACGGACCAGCCCAGGAGUACGACAGUGACGGGCGGCUGAUAUUCAAAGGGCAGUAUAAAGACAACAUUCGACAUGGAGUUUGUUGGAUUUAUUACCCAGAUGGAGGCAGCCUUGUGGGAGAAGUGAAUGAAGAAGGGGAGAUGACUGGAGAGAAAAUAGCCUACGUGUACCCUGAUGGAAAGACUGCAUAUUCCGGAAGGUUCAUAGAUGGAGAAAUGAUAGAAGCAAAACUGGCAACUCUUAUUUCUGUAGAGGAUGGGAAACCUCAGUUUGAAGUAGUACCAGGCAGCCCAGUGUACAGUUUUGACAAAUCUACUUCAUCCUGCAUUUCUACAAAUGCACUUCUUCCUGAUCCUUACGAGUCAGAGAGGGUGUAUGUUGAUGUCUCUCUCAUUUCCAGUGCUGGAGAAGGAUUGUUUUCAAAAAUAGCAGCAGAAGCCAGUACAGUUAUGUCCUUUUACAACGGCGUGCGAAUUACACACCAGGAGGUAGACAGCAGAGACUGGGCCCUCAAUGGAAACACAAUAUCCCUGGACGACGAGACAGUCAUCGAUGUGCCGGAGCCCUACAACCACGCCACCAAGUACUGUGCCUCGCUGGGGCAUAAGGCCAACCAUUCUUUCACUCCCAACUGCAUCUAUGACCCGUUUGUUCAUCCUCGUUUUGGGCCUAUCAAGUGUAUCCGUACCAUCAGGGCUGUGGAGAAGGAUGAAGAAUUAACAGUGGCUUAUGGGUAUGAUCACAACCCUGUUGGGCAAAAUGGGCCAGAAGCACCGGAGUGGUACCAGCUGGAACUGAAAGCUUUCCAGGCUGCCCAGAAAAAGUGAAAUGGGAGCUUCUUCUCCAUUCGGCAAACUGAAAUAGAAAUUUGGAUCUAUGCACUACCUUUAUACUGAAAACUGGACAACCAGGGAUUGUUCAUGCUGUUGCAUCAUAACUUUGCAUUCUGUGUUAAGAGAUAAGUUUCUUGCAUACUAACUAGGUUUGACUGUGUUACUCAUAGCAGAUUUAAAAUUAGCUAGCGUUGCACCAGUCUUAUCUGGGGAGAUUAUUUAAUAUUCUGUACGAGACGUGAUAUUCUUUGGUAGCUUCUGCUUUUGCACCAUAUGCAAAGAUGCCAAAAGACUAGACAGAAAACUAAAAUGGGUAUAUCGUUCACUUUUAGUCGGCAGACUUAGUGUUGCUCUCUAUCUGCCUAGGCAUUAUUGUGCAACUGCAUUUUGCAUAUAUGCCACUUGUGAUGAUAACAGUAAUAUUUUGAUAUUCUCUAAUAGUAGCAUAAUUUUGCCUUUUUAAACCUUUGAUCUGAAUCUUGCAAUAGAGCAGUUUAUUUAUUAGCAUAUAGGAGGCUGGGUUUUAACUCCCCUUUCCUCUUGUCUUAUGAACAUUGUACUUUCUAUUAAUCCUCUUUUGCAGGAGAAAAUCCUUUCUAACUAGUGGAAAGGCUUGUGUGUGUAUGUGAGAGUGCUGUGUGUUGGUCUCUGUGGCUCUAUAAAUAGAAUAGCAACAUGUCCAAACCUAAUAUUUAUCUAGCCAUUAUGGCUGGCUUAUUUUAUUUAAUUUAUGAAUAUGACACUCAAAUGAAGCUGUUUUUUGCAUGAAGAUUUUCGGAAAGGAGAAAACAGAUUCACUUUUUGAAGGACUUUCAGAAGUAUGUGUUCUGGAAGGCAAGCACAUUACUUGCAUUAGUGUUCAUGAGUUGGUUUGUGUAUUUCACCUGUGAAAGCAGCUGGUUCUCAAGGCAAAAAUUCUGGCAAUGAGAUGCAUCUCCUGUGAGUUCUCUUAAAGGAGGUGUAUGUAUUUGAGGGCAGGCUGUAGUACUUGAGUACAGAAAGCUGUAUCUUUUGUAUGGGUUCAUUUGACAAAGAAUGUAGCCUUGUAGCAGUCUUCUAGUAGUAGUGGUUUAAGACACAGUCAAUUCAAGUAGUAUGAGAUAUAAGAUUAAAAAAAAAAAAAAAGAUGUGAAAAGAUUGUUUCUGAAAGACGAUGAAUGUAAAAACAUCACUCACUGCUCAUAUUUAGAAACAGCAGUCAAUUCAUAGCUUUGUUACAGCCAACAGUGGAGGCUUGUGAAUAUUCAUCUGCAGGGCUGUGUUCUGGGGUUUUUCAGGCAUAGGGAAAUUGCUGUGCAUUUUUUCAGGUACUGUACUGGUCUUGCCUAAUGCUGUGUAAGAGAGAAAUAGUGUAUCAUCUCAGUCUGGAUGCUGGAGCCCUUCUGGGAUUCUGAUGCUCUCUUUUCAGUUUAGCAGCUUAGGAAAAACUCCAAUGCAUUUGCAACACUUUCUUUAAAUGUUUGUAGUUUGAAAAAAGUUUGUAUAUAUGUAACGUAAAUGAUUUGAAAGUCGGACCUACCUUUCUACUGCAGUGUGUUUGGGUUGGUUACUGGAAUGGUUGGAGGCAUCUGGCUGUCUGGAGAGCUAGACAUGGAGAAUGUGUUGGGUUGGUACCCGCAAGUGGAAGGAUGAGGUGGCUGUUCUGUGCAGUCUGAGAAUCCUUGCUUUGGUACCUGUGCAAAGUUAGGAUUUAUUAAUAAGAAUCGCUCUACCGUGGGGCUCUGUUUAGUCCCUGUGACUGAUCACAAACCUUUUCCAGCACCUCAUCAUUUAAGCUUGCACAAAAGCUACUCUGUGCUUGUGUUGGUGGGGGCAGCAAUUAGGCUCAGGGCUUUCUGACACUCUUCCAGCAGAGAUCUUAAUGUGGGCUUUGACACUUCCAAUCUCCUCACGCUGGAGACUCAGGCCACAGCUCAGCUUCUCGUCCAAGGCGGGUGGCUGGCAGAGGGAACAGCUCAGGGACUCAGCUGAGUGUGCAGAGGCAGAACUGAGCCUCACAGGUGAGGGAGAGUUGUGAGAUGCCAGCUGGCAGCACGACUUCAGCAAAUCAACCUCAAAAAGAAGUACAUGUCUUGAUCUUUCCCUACCUGUGCCUACAGGUCAUUAUUUUAGAUGAUUGGUGUUUUGGCAGUUUGCAGAAAGGUGUGCCUUUCUGGUAGGAAGCUGUUGUGUGCAUUUUGUGGAUUAUCCUGCCAGGACAUUGAAAGUUUGCAAAGUUGAGGCUUGUGUUUAAGCACAGGGAAGAGGAGAGGGAAGAUACAUGGCUGAACCCUGCUGUGAAUGGAUGGUAACUCCUUCCACAGUUUCAAUAACCUGCUUUGGACUGCUUGCCUCUUUGUGCCUGCUAGAGAAUCAUGUUCUUGUCUCCAGAGCUCCUUCAGGUCCACUCCUGCUCAGUGUCCGAUUCCUCUGCUAUCUCCUCCUUGUGUGGAGUUGAUUGUUUUAAUAGAUUUGUCAGUCUUUGUAUCGCCUGAUUUCUGAAAUAAAUAUAAGAUAGGUGCUCUUUGUUCAUCUGGUUUGAAGUUUGCAUCCUAAAACAGGGAAGUUCUGAGGAAAAAAAAGGCACUGAGGUAUCCUCUGUGUGUUCUCAAAAGCCAUUAAUUUGGUGACAGUCAAGCAGAUUCUCUUGCUCUUGCAUAUGCUUGUGGCCUGGUAGUAAUGACACAGCUGUGGCUCUUGUCUCUGUUAGCUCUACUGUCCUUUUUCUCUCUGCUCUGUUGUAAUCUAUUGGUCCUCCUGUGGAUCCCUUCUUCAGCGACCAACCUUCUAUAAAGCUGCUUUGGCUUGAUUCAGGACCAAGCCUUUGAAAUCUUUCAUAUUUUUUUUCUUUGUUGUCUGUUAGAGUGGGGAUGGUUGGGAUAUUUUUUACUACUUGGUAGUGAAAGGGCUCAGGGCUCAGUGUGUCCUUAGGUUUUUGAGAGGUGCACGUUGGCAACCACUGGUUCAAACAUAGGUUAGUUACAGAACUCCAAAUAAUGCCUUAACUUGGUCAACGCAUUGCAGCUCAGCUUCUGGGGCUCGCUAGAUAGCAAGACCAGCCUAGCAAAACUAGCUUUCAGUAGUAUUGUGAGACCCACACCAAAAUGUGGUUUUAAUUUGGAAGGAGGAUGCAGUGAUUUUGCAAAGCAAUCCGUUUGAGUUUGUUGAGUGCAGCUGACUACUGGUGAAUAUGCAAUAAGAAGCUCCACUUCUCAGAGUCUGGCCAAAGACUUGUCCUGGCGGCACAGAAACUGAAAGAAGAGCUGGUGCUUGUCAGCUGAGCCUGGGUGAGCAGCUGGCUCUAGGCGUGCCUGUUCUGACUAAGGAAUGGCAUAAGACAACCUGGAAUUGCUGCGUUUUUCAGGCACAGAUCAGUUCCCGGUGUCUGCCUUGGUCUGCGGUGCUGCACGUGGCUCCUCUGGGAUGCUAUCAGGUUGUUACCUGAACUCCUUUGAGAAGCAGCCUAUGGCAGCCUGUAUUAGAGGCUGCUGACUGUUUCCUUAAAAAAAUUAAACCUUACAUGUAUCUUCCUGCUAUGGCAGCACUGUGUUUUGUCACCGAGCAUACAGAAGCUUAGUUUUCUGGAGAAGUGGUUAAUCCUGGAGACAAAAGAGCAUGAGAAGUUACAGCUGACAGCUACCUGCUACUGGAUCACUCCUCUGGAUAAGGAGAAGGGCUUAGGCCUUGGAGGAGUAUCUCUAGUUGAGUCUCAAGUUGACUCUGGGAUCUACUAAAAUACCUGAUUUACCUUCACAAAUCUGAAAAGGCUUUUUUCUUUUUUCUUUUUUUUGGUAGCAAUUAAAAAUACUUAACCUACACAACUAUAUGUAAGUCUGAGCUGUUGGAAAAGUCAAAGGAAAUAGGUGGAUAUGGUUCUUCAGCGAUCAGAGCAGGGAGCUGCGAUAGCUUUUUGACUUUUUCCACAGCUGCAACAUGACCCACUAGGAUGGCCCAUGGUUUUUCCCAGAUGCAGCUCCGGAGCAACCCAUGCAGGUCUUGAGACCUUUGGAGGCCAGUUGCUCAACCGUGCGACAUUGCAUGUUUCAGGAGCACGUAGGCAGCCUUCUCCUUAGUUCUGCCUUUGCAGGUUGGAGCUUCCAGUGUCGCUUGCAGUUGGCAGAGGCUGGGCUUUCUUUCCCAGGGCUGUUGUAGUACGUUGCUGGCAUGGAAGAGCAUCAUCGAGGGUUUCUUACCCCCUGGCAGGCAGUGGAGGAGCAGAGUAGCCAGCGAGUAUCCCAUCUGGUACAAGAAACAGACGUGGUGGAAAUUGCCACUUUUCUUUCCAGUUGGUUGCGGGCCCCGGGGGGACUCCCCGACUGUGGGUGAGUUGUCCCAUCGCUGGUUGCAGGCACCUGUGUCCUUCAGUUGAAGGCUGUGCUCGCUGCUGGGGUUGUGCCACAGGCUCUUGGCUGUCACUGCUGUCCCCAGGACCUCUCUGAUUUCUAUCCUUUCAAUGUGAUCUUUGGAAAAUACUGCCGUUGUGAUGAGGUGACGAGCUGUACAGAGCUGGUUAUCUGCUGCUUUGUUUUCCUCUGGCACAGCAGAGCUGCUGGAGCUGUGGGUGCCUGAGGAAUUCACCUCCAAGCGCUUAAGAAAAACAUAAUUGCUUUGAAAACAAUGUUACUGAAGUGUCUCCUUACAUGCUGGGGUGCUGCAUUAGACGUCUCUUCCUCACCCACACCUGCUGUCAUACGCUGAGAGCACUUGGGCGAGGGGCACAGACGUGGGAGCAGCUUUACCUGCGGGGGCAAGUGGGCUUCACACUCACCUGUGCCCCAGGGAGAGCUUGUUCCUUUUUGCUUUGUGUACUGGAAACAUGAGAGCUAUAUUUUUUGGACAAAGCAUUUCUAAGCAGUCUUAUAAGGGAUUAUUAUUAUUUUUCUUUAAAAGGUGCAAGGUUGAGUGCAUGUUUACUUGCCCCAGAUCAAAGGUUUUUUGAACACUAAGGUCACUGUCUGUUGAAUGGACCCUCCUCUUGGCACUCUUCUGUCUUCAGGCAAUUGAAGCUCCUGCCCUCUACCAGUUUUACUGUAACUAUUUUUUUUUUUUUCCAGGAGAAAUAUAUAUACAAAAAUUCUAAGCAAUUAAAUGUUCAAGCCAUAGAAUCAUGAAUGUGGGAAGACCCUCUUCACAAGUUUUAACGUAUUUGUAUGUAAAAUGAUGUUUGUAUGAAAUAUUUUCAUGGUAGAAUGAAUAUUUAAAAAAAAAAAAAAGUUCUGGUAAGAUCUAAACCAAAUUUAAAAGGAUGUCUUUUUGUAAGAUGCAAGUGUAAUUGAUUACCAGUAAGUAAUAUUAUUUUUUUAAAGGGGAGAUACAACAAAUGGUCUUUACAAAUGGUCGUUUCUGCUAUUUGGGAAAGUAUUUAUGCAGCAUUACAUGCAGCUGUCAUAAAUAAUUGCGAUAGCAAGGCCAGUCACAUCUGCAGGACAUACCUCUCAGCUUGUCCCUCUGUGACAAAUGGACCCAUCCCUCCUUUCUGCAGAUUUUCUCCUAGAAAACCUUUCCUACUGUAACUGCUGAAUUUAACUCUUUAGCUAAGAUCCAGGCUAAAAUUGUGUAUUACUUAACAGUUUCUGCUGGGCCUUCUGCUGUUUUAAUACUCUUUAGCCCAUAAUUACUGGGUGUCUCUGUUCUGAAGAACUAAGUGCUAAAGAAUAAUCCUUGGGGUAAGCUUGUACGCGUGUUAACAGUUAACCCCGGAGUAUUUAACUUGUAUACAGUACUUGAUAGGUGUUUUAUGACAUUUGUACUCGAACUAUGAGCCUUACUGAACAUCUGUAGGUUUAUUCAUGACUUUUAAAAAAUGGAUAACUCUAAGAAAGAUGUUUACAUGAAUGAUGAUUGCCCUUCCUUUGAUGUUAUGAAUGAGGUUUUUAUAGUGUGUUUGGGUGUAUGUGCAAGGAAGCAAGAAAAAUGUUUAUGGGGAAAAAUAGACUUGACAAACAUUUGUAAUAAGUGAAUUUUAAAGUUUGCUUUAAUUGCGCUAUGAAGGCAAUGCAGAUAUUAAAAUAUUCAACAGA
This is a messenger RNA of Apus apus (common swift), 7168 nucleotides long. RefSeq names its product SET domain containing 7, histone lysine methyltransferase (gene SETD7). The coding region runs from base 63 to 1163 and encodes 366 amino acids. Gene Ontology annotation, cellular component: chromosome. Gene Ontology annotation, biological process: regulation of DNA-templated transcription. The record is from RefSeq and is a predicted model, not a curated record. Gene Ontology annotation, molecular function: histone H3K4 monomethyltransferase activity; protein binding. The transcript is spliced from 8 exons. NCBI's taxonomy places the organism in Eukaryota, Metazoa, Chordata, Aves, Apodiformes, Apodidae.